ACCAUGGAUACAAUCCUAUGACGGAAUGCCCUCAAGGCUACAAGAGGAUCAAUGCUACAUUUUGUCAAGAUAUCAAUGAGUGUCAGCUACAGGGAGUAUGCCCCAAUGGUGAGUGCUUGAAUACCAUGGGCAGCUAUAGAUGUACCUGCAAAAUGGGAUUUGUGCCAGAUCCUACUCUCUCAAGAUGCAUACCUGAUAAUCCUGUAGUUGCUGAAGAGAAAGGACCCUGCUACCGGUUUGUCAGUGCAGGAAAGCAAUGCAUGCAUCCUCUUUCUGUUCAGCUCAGCAAGCAGCUUUGCUGUUGCAGCGUUGGCAAAGCCUGGGGCCCACACUGUGAGAAGUGUCCACUUCCAGGAACAGCUGCUUUUAAGGAAAUCUGCCCUGGUGGAAUGGGUUAUACGGUUUCUGGCCCUCACAGAAACAAGCUAUAUCAUCACCCUGCAGUUAGAGUACAGCCACCUGUCAUUGGCAAGACCCCGAUUACUCAACCUGUUGCUAAAGGUACCUCUCCUCCACCUCUCCCAGCAAAGGAAGAGCCAGUGGAGGCACUGACCUUCUCACAGAAAAGUGAGACUGAGAUGGCUGUGCAAGAAGUGGCAACUGCAGCUCCCGAUCAGGAAUUAGCUUCCCUUGAUCAAGAAAAGCAGCCUUACCUAGAGCCUGGGCAGCCUCAGCUUUCUCCUGGAAUUUCAACAAUUAACCUUCAUCCACAGUUUCCAGUGAUUGAGAAAACAUCCCCUCCUUUGCCUGUUGAAGUUGCUCCUGAAGUCUCUACUUCAAGUGCAAGUCAAGUUAUUGCACCUACUCAAGUUACAGAAAUCAAUGAAUGUACAGUUAAUCCCGAUAUCUGUGGAGCAGGACACUGUGUUAAUUUACCUGUGGGAUACACUUGCAUCUGCUACGAGGGGUACAGACUUAAUGAUCAGCAGACAAAGUGCUCUGAUAUUAAUGAGUGCAAUCAGGCACCCCAUCUCUGUUCCCUUGGACGCUGUGAAAAUACAGAAGGAAGUUUCCUAUGUAUUUGCCAAGCUGGAUUCAUGGCCAGUGAAGAUGGAACUGACUGUGUUGAUUUUGAUGAAUGUUCAAGACCUCAUACUUGUGGAGAAGGCUUUUGUAUAAACACCCUGGGCUCAUACAGAUGUGAAUAUUGUGAUAGUGGAUACCAAAUGAACAGGAGAGGGGAAUGUGAAGACAUUGAUGAAUGCCUGACUCCAACUACUUGUCCAGACGCACAGUGCCUUAACGCUCCUGGCUCUUACCAGUGCAUUCCCUGCAGAGUGGGAUUCAGGGGCUGGAAUGGACACUGCCAUGAUAUAAAUGAAUGUCAGUUUGGCAAUCUCUGUACAAAUGGACGCUGUGAAAAUCUGGAGGGAUCUUUCAGAUGUGUUUGUGGUCAGGGUUUCAAACUCUCAGCAUCAAAGGAUCAGUGUGAAGAUAUUAAUGAAUGCCAGCACCGCUCACUCUGUACAAAUGGACGCUGCAGGAACACAGAAGGAUCUUUCAGAUGCAUUUGUAACCACGGCUACUCAUUAUCAUCUGCUGGAGAUCAGUGUGAAGAUGUUGAUGAAUGCCUUCAAGACAGCAAUAUUUGCCUUAGAGGAAACUGCAUAAAUACUGAUGGGUCUUACAAAUGCACUUGUCCAGAAGGUUUCCAGCAGAUAGCGAAUAGGGGAUGUCAAGAUAUCAAUGAAUGUGAGAGAUCUGACCUCUGUUCACCUCACGGGGAGUGUCUAAACACGGAUGGUUCCUACCAGUGCAUAUGUGAGCGGGGCUUUUCUGUGUCUGCAGGUGGCCGAACAUGUGAAGAUGUGGAUGAAUGUGCAAAUGGCACAGUGUGUGGCAGUCACGGGUUCUGUGAAAACAUGGAUGGUUCCUACCGCUGCCUCUGUUACCAAGGGUAUCAGGACACGCAGGAUGGGCAAGGGUGUACAGAUGUGAAUGAAUGUGAAAUGUUGAGCGGAGUAUGUGGUGAAGCCCUCUGUGAAAAUGUUGAUGGUUCUUUCCUGUGUCUGUGCUCUGAUGAAAACCAGGAGUAUGAUCCAAUGACCGGACAGUGUCGCUUCCGUACCUCACCAGAAAUGCCAAGAGAGACUGAUCAACAUGAAGAUGGAAAGAAGGAGUGCUACUACAAUCUGAAUGAUGCUAAUUUCUGUGACAACGUGCUUACGUCCAAUGUAACCAAACAAGAAUGUUGCUGUACCUUGGGUGCUGGCUGGGGUGAUAACUGUGAAAUCUUCCCAUGUCCUGUCAUUGGAACUGCUGAAUUUACUGAUUUGUGUCCUGAAGGAAAAGGUUUCAUUCCCUCUGGAGAAUCAUCUUACGGGCUUCUUGCUCAGAAUUACAAAGAUGCUGAUGAAUGCCAACUCUUCGGACAAGAAAUCUGUAAAAAUGGCUUCUGUUUGAAUACGCAGCCAGGCUAUGAGUGCUACUGCAAACAAGGCACAUACUAUGACCCUGUUAAGCUCCAGUGCUUUGACACGGAUGAAUGUCAGGACCCAAACAGCUGUAUUGAUGGCCAGUGCAUUAACACAGAAGGAUCUUACAACUGUUUCUGUACACACCCAAUGAUUUUGGACGCAACAGAAAAGCGAUGCAUCAGACCAGCAGAUUCGAGUGAACAAACUGAAGAAGCUGAGGUCUACCAGGACCUUUGCUGGCAGCACCUAAGUGACGAUUUUGUUUGUAGUCGACCUCUGGUUGGAAAGCAGACUACGUAUACUGAGUGCUGUUGCCUGUACGGAGAAGCCUGGGGCAUGCAGUGUGCACUGUGUCCUAUGAAAGAGUCAGAGGAUUACGCCCAGCUGUGCAACAUUCCUGUUCCAGGAUCAAGACGGCCAUAUGGACAGGAUGCUUUAGUUGACUUCGAGGAGCACUACCCUCCAGAAACUAAUCCAUACUUUGUUGAAGACCGUUUCCUGAACAGCUUUGAGGAGUUACAAGCAGAAGAGUGUGGUAUUCUGAAUGGAUGUGAAAAUGGCCGAUGUGUAAGAGUCCAGGAAGGCUACACCUGUGACUGCUUUGACGGUUAUCACCUGGACAUGGCCAAAAUGACUUGUGUUGAUGUGAAUGAGUGCAGCGAGCUGAACAACAGGAUGUCUCUCUGCAAGAACGCCAAGUGCAUUAACACGGAAGGUUCGUACAAAUGUUUGUGUCUCCCUGGGUACGUGCCUUCAGACAAGCCAAACUACUGCACACCACUGAACUCAGAACCAGAGAGUGAACUGGAGUAGAGGAAAAUCUCGCUAUCCCAAGCCCAUAUACUCUGCACUGUAUAAAGAAAAGGAAGAAAAGUAUUUAACUUGAGAAGGCACCAGAGUAGCAAACGAAAGGGGAGAAAAGCAUUAAAUGUGUCAAAGGUGAGACAUGAUGGGCUGAUUGUUUAUCAGCUUCACUGAAGUGACAGACCAAAUGGACACAUUACUCUGUAUGAAAGAAGCAAUCGAGUAUAUAGUGUGUUCAUAAAAAAAAAGUCUUUGACAAUAUUCAAAAACAGUGCUGUUAUUUUAAACAGAAGAGCUUUGGUUUUUAUGGUUUUUUGUUUUGUUUUGGAUUUUUUUUUAUUAUUGCUUGAUUAAUUUGGCAUUUAAAUAAUGAUGGAAAUAUUUUAUAUUACUGUGUCAUUUUUUUGAUUGUUCAGUUCCUUGCCUACUGUUUCUUUUCAGACCUUUUUCUGAUAAGUACAAAUUCUAUGAUACAGAUAUUCUUAGGCCAUUUUGUAAGAACUGUUACACAGGGUGAUGCUCCUCCUUCUCUGGAACAUUGGUCAGUGAUUUUUUUUAAUUUGCUAGUUGUCUGCCCUGUGGAGCAGGCACCACUUUAUUUUUUUUCAAAUGUUUAUAUACCUUGGCAAAAUGUCCUUAUAUUCAUUUUGUAUCUUGUAUGGUUGUUACUGCACUUAAAGUCUUUAGAAUCUUUCUUGCCAAGUUCAAAGCUGCUAGUGGACAACAUUGGAUUCCUUUUGUACAUUAAAACAAAAGAUUUUAGCUCACGUCUGUAUUGUAAUGUGUAAAUUGAACACAAGAGAGAUCUUGUAUGAUUACCCUAACAUAUUAAAGCUGUAUAUUAAAACUCAAUAAAAUCACCUCUUUUUUUAGAAAAA
Molecule: messenger RNA, 4099 nt
Organism: Empidonax traillii (willow flycatcher)
Lineage: Eukaryota; Metazoa; Chordata; Aves; Passeriformes; Tyrannidae
Gene: LTBP1
Product: latent transforming growth factor beta binding protein 1
Exons: 25
Coding region: 18-3230 (1070 amino acids)
Molecular function (GO): calcium ion binding
Source: RefSeq, a predicted model, not a curated record